Molecule: messenger RNA, 5561 nt
Organism: Strigops habroptila (Kakapo)
Lineage: Eukaryota; Metazoa; Chordata; Aves; Psittaciformes; Psittacidae
Gene: CDC123
Product: cell division cycle 123
Exons: 13
Coding region: 85-1092 (335 amino acids)
Cellular component (GO): cytoplasm
Source: RefSeq, a predicted model, not a curated record
CGCCGGGAGAGGUUCCGGGCGGAGCGGGAGCUUCCGGGAGCGGCGGGGAGAAGCGGGCCGGGCCGGUUCGGGUGGAGGGGAAGGAUGAAGAAGGAGCAGGUGGUGCACUGCCAGUUCUCCGUGUGGUACCCGCUCUUCCGGGCCGUCACCAUCCGCAGUGUUAUACUUCCCCUACCAGAGAAUGUGAAAGAAUAUUUGCUGGAUGAUGGAACGCUUGUGGUUUCGGGAAGAGAAGAUCCACCAAGUCAUGCUCAGGAGGGGAGUGAUGAUGCAGAGGAAAUACAGUGGUCAGAUGAUGAGAAUACUACAACACUUAAGGCACCUGAAUUUCCUGAGUUCACAGCUAAAGUUGAAGAAGCAAUAAGUUCCCUGGGUGGUAGUGUUUUUCCUAAACUUAACUGGAGUGCUCCAAGGGAUGCCUACUGGAUAGCAAUGAACAGUUCUUUGAAAUGUAAAGCUCUCAGUGACAUCUUCCUCCUCUUCAAGAGUUCAGACUUCAUCACUCGUGACCUCACUCAGCCAUUUAUUCACUGUACUGAUGAUUCCCCAGAUCCUUCCUUGGACUAUGAGCUUGUUCUUCGCAAAUGGUGUGAGCUAAUCCCUGGUGCAGAAUUCAGAUGCUUUGUCAAGGAAAACAAGCUCCUAGGUAUAUCACAGAGGGACUACACUCAAUACUAUGAUCAUAUCUCUAAGCAACAUGAGGAGAUCUGUAGAUCAAUACAGGAGUUCUUCAAGAAACACAUACAGUAUAAAUUCUUGGAUGAAGACUUUGUGUUUGAUGUGUACAGAGACAGCAGGGGUAAGAUUUGGUUAAUAGAUUUUAACCCAUUUGGUGAAGUAACAGACUCUCUGCUGUUUACAUGGGAAGAACUGACCUCUGGGAAAAACUUGAAAGGAGACCAGGGAGAAGGGGAAGCAACAGAACAGGACUCUCCAGUUUUCCGUUGUACAAACAGUAAAGUUACUGUCCAGCCUAGUCCGUACCUGAGUUACCGACUGCCGAAAGACUUUGUGGACCUUUCUACAGGAGAGGAUGUUCACAAAUUAAUUGACUUUCUUAAACUGAAAAGAAAUCAGCAAGAUGAUGACUGAGGUAUCAAGAAGCAUUACAUUGAAUUACAAGCAAGAAAUGUGGCAAAAACUCUAUUUAGCAUAACUAUUAAGCUAUCAAUUUAAAGAAAACCUGCUUUUUAUAGUGAAUGAAAGCACCAAAGAGCUGUUCAUCCUGUGUGGCUGUUGGUUUAUGUAAAAGUGUAGAAAGGCUUUUUCAGGGAAACAUGAAAUGACAGGGUGAGUUCUCACUGGAUUCCAGGUUAAAUGCAGUUACACCAUGGUGCGAGCAAGCAACAAUCUGAGUACAACAGAACAACUGCUUUCCUAUCUCAUAAUGUGAAGAUUGAUGCCAUUGAGGUGUGCUCUUGGACUCUUCAGUGAUAAAUACAACAUUUAAUGCUUGUGCAGUUAAAAUAUCAAGCAUCCUCUGAAUUUAGGCACAGUCUUGCUUAAAAUAUUGUAGAGUCACAAGGAAAGAAAGGAAUGUGUGGGGUUUUUUUCUGUAAUAAGCUUUUAAAAUUGUAAAUUGGCUUUCUUUUGGGAGCACUUCUCAUCCUUCCUUUAUGUAACAAGAAGUGGAGAAGGCAUUUUUUUUCCUGUGCUAUGAAGGCUAAUUCUUCAUUUUGGAGAGCAGCUGUGGUAGGGUACUUAAGGUGUGAAAAUUUUGCAUUUCAGGAAUUUGAAAUUCUGAAUGCAUUUCAAGUAAAUAAUAUUUUCACAAUAGCUAAAGCUGUGGACUUUGUUAAACUUCACCACGUUGUAUUUCAUUUUCAUAGUAAAGCUUUCUUGAAACUUUUUUUUUAACAUGAUUUUGUACUAGACAUCAUCUGUGGCUUUAAUAGAAAUAGUUAAACAUAACAUCCACCUGUAAUUUUAUAUGUGGGCUGGGUCUUGUUUCUUUUGUAGCACAUCUUUGAGUUUCUCAAGAAAAUGAUUAUUCUUUCAGCUCUUAAAGAUCUGUAUUCAUUUGGUGGUACUUCAUGUUUUUUGUAUAAAGGGAAGCUUGGCUAAAUUUGGGAACACAGAAGGACUUGUUACCAGUUGCUGUUACUUGGGAGGUGUAGGGAGGACAGUUUCAGGUGAAGUAGCAGCUAACUUUUGGAUGUAGGUGUUUGCAUGGCCUCAGUAAUCUCUUAACAGUGUGCACAAUUCCUGUUGAAAUGAAAGGAUGUUUGGAGGUGCUCAUAGCCCCUGGAAACUGGUUCCUAUUUCAAACCAGUUAUGUGAUACCUUCUGUGUGUAUAUAAAGCUGUUCAUGUUUCUUUGCUUUGCUUUUGCUGUCAAAUUGAUAUGGUGCUCAGUUACAAUCUGUUCUUAGAUGUUAAAUCUGAGCUUAGAUGUUAAAUUAUUACUUACUGUCUUUAUCUUCAGUUUUGAAUGAAUACUUACUCUUGUUAAAGAUUAUGCAGAUUAAGAAUCCAGUUCUACCAAAUACAUUGAUGAAACGUCACACAUUAAAGCUCCUGGAGUCAGAGUACGAGAUCUAUCCCUACCCUUGAAGCAAUGGAAUCACCUCUCAGUAGCUUUUUGGACACAAAUUAGAUUAUCAUUAACUCAGGGCUGGGCUAUAACUAAUCCUUCAGGACUUUGGAUGCAUUUUUCUCACCCUUAUCAGAGGGUUUGUGUCUCUAAAUCAGGUGGGAACUUCAAAACUUAAAAAUCCAACACAGCUUUCCUUUUUCUUUUAACAUUUCUAGCCAUAACUUAAACUAUUGUGAUGAUCUCACCACACUUCCUUAAUAGAGAUAACACCCCGGAAUUUCCAGCAGACUCAUAAAUGCUUCUGAACUACAGAUAUUGUCUUUAAACAAUACUGAAUCUUGGUUUAAAGCUGCAAGGUACUUUCCUGCAUCUUUUUCUGUGGGCUCCACUAAUUAAUUUACCAUUAUCACAGCUUACUGUGCUGGAUAUUCACCACAUAUAUGGCAUCAGGACCAGUUUGAUGGGACCCUCUGCACUCUAGAGUGUCCCUUUAGGUGAGUAGGCUGGAGUGUGGUGGCCUUUUAACAGUCCUUUGCUUCUUGACGUUGUUAUUUACCCUGAAAAUGGCAUCACCAAGUGAACUGACCGCAAUCAGUGCAGAGCUCUUAGACUUGCUGGCAGCUUUCAUAUGUUUGCAGGAACUGCAGUCUUCUAUGGGUGCUCUGCAUUUAUAGUUGAGUUCUUCCAGGACAAAUCGUGGUGGAAUCCGACACUGGCCCAGUUCCUGGCUUCCUAAACAGCUUUGCUUGUUGCUAGCCUGUGCUGGUCCUCUACUUAAAGGAUGACCAUAAUAAAGGACCACCAUCUGCUGCUCCUAUCUCCUGCCUCUGGCACAGCUUACCCCUCCAUCCCUCAUCACUUUCAACAGCUGUUUAGCAUACUCGGACACUUCUCUGUAUAGUUGUAUGUUGGUGAUAAGUGAAUUCAAAGUGUGGUUUUCUCCCCUAUGAUUUAGUAACAGAUGACCACUCUGAAUUAAUGGACUGCUCAGCCAAGCUAUCAAACACUGAUAAUUAACUUUAUUUCAGAGUUGCAAGAACUUAUGCCACUUCCUCUGGGCUUAAUCUUAAUGAAGAACUGUAAAAGAUAGCAGAGAAAAAAUGCUAGUCCCAUGUUCAAGGCCUGAUACAGAGAAGUCCCCAUUAUAAAAAUCUGUCCUACAUAAUCGGAUUCCCAAAAAUAUCCUUGCAAUUUAAAUACAUGCUUUAUAUUUACUUCGUUGCUUUCUCCAACUUCAGGUAACCAGAUGUUGGGGUUUGGGUUUUUGUUUUGUCUGCUAGAUUAAAGAUUGAUUCCUCUUCUAAAAGAAUUUUCAUCCCAUAUGUCCUUUUGAUCUGUGAGGAUAAUUAACAACCAUUCCUCUUGGGGACGUGUGGAAGCUCAUGUUGAUACAUUAAAAAUGCUUUAGAUCAAUUUUAAACUGAAUAGUAUAUGACAAUUUUAUUUCAGGUCGUCAUAAAAUCAGUUCCUGCCUGUAGGCAUCAUACAGAAAUGUGAAAAUACAAAAAUCUACUUGUUCGGGUCCUUGUUCGUGUGGUUCAAUGAUGUGAUCACCAUUUGCUGAGUAAGGGCCAGCUAUAUACUAUGUAUUCUUAGUUAUAUGCUUAAAACAUUGUAUAAAGAUACUUGUAAUCUCACCUGGAUGGCAAACAUGAAGCUUGAAGGAAAGGUAGCACACAGUUCUAGAGCCUGGCAAGUAUUAACGUCUGUGUAAAGAAGCCUGGCUGUGUCCAAUGGCUCCAGUGCAGUGAGGCUCAGUUCUUGGACUGCAGCUCUGCCAGGAGCACCAAAGAUAAGUUCACUUUCACAGCCAAUGCUUGUGGUAUCUGAUCUCCCAGAUGGAUACUGGGGAUCAAGAUUCCUCUAACCCCUGAAGUAGUAGUUGUUAACAUAUACUGGUUUACUUCAGGAUUUGGAAUAAUGCUCCUGUACUUCCGGGUUGCAGACUGUCCAUUCUGUUUGUACUCCUUUGAUUCCUCUUUUUCCAGUGUUCUCCACACUAAUCUGAUAUUUGGGUGAAUGUGAAGUUUAGAAUAAGCAGCACCAUGGAUAAUACUGGUCUGAAUUUUAAACCCUCCCUCUCUGUCCACUUUUCCUUCCCUCUUAGAAAAAGAUGGUUUUGAGUGCUUUAUAAUACCUGGAAAAAAACCCAAACCUAAAAGCGGGUGAAUAAUAGCCAUCUCUGAGUCUCAAUAAAAUGAAUGUCACUUGUUGGAUUCUGGUCACAGUGUGUGGCUUGUAGAAAUCCUCAUAACUGCGUCUGACAUCCUUAGCUAGAAAGUUCACCUUCUAAUGCACUUGCCUGUUGCUGAUGUCCAGGAUGCAGUGCUGCCCAGGAAAAAGGUACCCAGUGAGAUCAGAGAAUCAUAGGAUGGUUUGGGUUGGAAGGGACCUUAAAGAUCAUCUAUUUCCAACCCCCUGCCACGGGCAGGGACACCUUCCACUAGAGCAGGUUGCUCCAAGUCCCAUCCAGCCUGGCCUUGAGCACUACCAGGGAUGGGCCAUACAGGGAGAUACAGUUCAGAUGCCCAUUUAAGCAACAUAGACCAUAGACCUAACCAUCAUGACUUCAGGCUUUUGAGAGAGCGUUGCCAGGCGAAAGGAUUCCCAAAUAGAUCAGUCGUAGUGUGAAGAUGGGUAAUAGCAUGGCACAAACCCUCAUAAAAAUACUUCUGUUACCUUUGAACACAUCUGAGUGAGUUAGUUUAGCUUUCACAAACUGUCCCAAAUCUGAGUGUUGGAUAGCUGGAGAAGACUGUGGGGUAUCUGUCAGUGGUUGUAAACAGGCAAAUCAAUGUGGUAACUGGUAACUAAUUUCAACCUUAAAGGCCAAGAGAAUGCAAUUCAGGUGGUGUUUGGAUAGCAAGUCUGUCACUUCCAGAAAUAAUGUUGAACUAAAAUACAUAUUUUUGGCUAAGAGAAGAUGGGCCUUCAAGUGUAAUACAGAACCAGACCAUGCUGCUUUUGAUUCAUGAGGGAUACUUGGUAAUGCUGAUACGCAGAGAUUUAAUAAAUCUGUCUUAACA